UUUUUUUUCUGUCCAAAUUGCACAUUUCAUCAUUGUAUUAUAAGUAAGCCCCAAAAUCCAUCAACAUUAGUUUUAAAUAGCUUCCAUAAAUCCCUUUCAUCCAAUUUGGUUCUUACAAGUUAUUUACAAAUUAUUAAUGUAUGUAUGAGUGUCGUCAUAUAGUCACGUUUGCGUAAGCGUUGGCGUGGUUUUAAAUUGUAUUAAUAAAAUGAUAUCUGUGAUUUUAAGUGAAUGAAAUAAAAAUUUAUUUUGUAGAGAUAGAUACAAAUUGCGUUACCCAUCAUAAAACAUUAAAUUGACUAACGUUAGUAUUUCUGUAAAAAAAAAGUCAUAUACAAUAUAGGUAUUAAACAAAAUGAUAAAAAAAUGACGUUAUUAGUAGAAUGUUCAAAUGAUUUAAUCAUGUUAAAGAUUAUGCUGAAUUAUUAACAAACAACAUACUAUGUUUAUCUAAAUCUAAUUUAAAUUAUCAAAUAAUAUAAAGCGAAUGAUUUAAAUUUUUAGAUAGGUUUUUAAGUAGGUAGUAUUCCUGUACCUAUAGGUUUAUUCAACGGAAUAUUGCCUGAACGCAAUAUUUGUCUGCUGCGGUUCCGCCGGCAAUGUGUCUCAGUAACAUUUACCCCGUCCCUGUCUAUAGAACGGGUAAUAUAGCAAAAAGCGUUUUCGUAUUUCCAACAGUGCACAUAUAACAGUGACUUAAAAUAAAAAUGAUUUCAUCGAUUAAAUACGAUAACAUUUAAUAUGGCUUAACGGGGGUUGAAAGGAUUUGGUGUAUUUACUGUACGGUUAGCUUCUACUGAGCUAAAAAAAAAAACAUAACAAGUUUGAUGUACGAAUAGACUAUCUGGGAAAUAGAUAUCAUCAAAAUAUUCCAGAUUUGAGAAGUCGACACUCAAGAGUAGGUACUAGUUAUCAAGUAGUCUAGGUACCCAGUCAAUAAUAGUAAACUAGUAAUAAACAAGUAUUAAAUUCAUCAAAUAAUAUCAUAAUAUUCGUAAUCAUAAUAUAGACGUUACGCGUGGAUUUAUUGUGUUUCUAAAUUAUUUUGAACAACUAAUUUAUUUUUUCCACCACUCUAAUAUUAAGUGGAAGUGGCCUUUAGGUAGGUAAUGUUUUUUAUCGUUUCGACCUUGAGCAUGAUUGUUACUUAUUCGAAUACACUUUGUAUUUUGUAUAUAAUCCAGUAUUUUUUAUCCUAUAUUAUGUUUUCGUUCAGUGCGGAAUUUUUGUUUUCUUUAAAAUGUCAUCUAUUAGUUUUCGAUAAGUAUCUAAAUAAAAUUAUUUUAUAACCGAAUAUUUUACAUAAUAGAAGAUUAAUAAAUGCAAUAAUCUAAUAAACGCAAAUCACAAUUUAUUGUUAUGCAAGGUAAGAAGGUAAAUUAAAUUUAAUUGUUCACCUAGCCUUUUUAUCAUAUUAUAUUAUGUAAUAAUUAUAUACUAUGGGAAGGAGAGGUGCUGUUGAUUUAAUACGAUUUUAUUUUUUUCUAGAGAUUAUUCCUUUAGUCAUUCGAAUGUCCUCGGAGUUUAUCAAAAAAUAAUAUUAAAUAUAAAGUAUAAUAUUAUAUAAUAUAUCUCUAGGCUAUAGCUAUCAUCACCUUUUUUCAAUACACAUUCACACACGAACAAAUAAUUGUUCGUUAACAUUAUAUUGUUGUAUGAACACGUAAACUACACAAGAAGCGAUCAAUCUUCCAUAAGACGUUAUAUUAGAAAGUUUUUUUUUUUUUCCCCCGAAAUUUCAAAGAUUUCAUUUAGAUUAUUUUAGAUACCUAUACACGCAGUUCUAAGAUGUAGAUAGUUACAUUGUAUUUAUUUCGAUGAAAUACAUAUUAUUGUGUAUACCAAUAUAUUUGUGAUGGUUCAAAAUAGCUGGUACUAUUAAUAUCUUAUUAUUAUAAUUCAUUUGAUAACAGGUAUGCUUAAGUGAUUUCAAAACAGACGAACGGGAUAUAGUAAGCAUCUUAACUGAAGCACCAUAAUCAAAAGUUAAAAAAAAAAAAUUCGCUAUAAGUACCUGUAGAAAAUAAUGAGCAAUCUCGAUCUCGUCAAGCGCGGGAUGUUUGUCUACGGGCUGCUCGCCGCGUUAAUAUUGGCCGUCGACGAAACGACCGGUAAAAACAUACUGGUUUUCGCACCGAUGCCGUUUAAAAGUCACUUCAGGGGAUUUCAAUCGUUGUUCAAAGAGCUGUCUGGCAGAGGGUACAAUCUUACCGUGGUAAGCGCGUUCCCGUUAAAAACCCCGUCCGAAAACUACACCGACAUUCCAAUAACGGUCGAAGAAAGUAUUUUACAAGGUGUCAAUAAUAUUACUAUACAUACACAUAUUAUAUACCUACUAUACGCUUUCGAAAACAAAUAUUACUGAUUACCGUAGGUAGGCGAGCCCGGUUUAAGGGAAGGAAGCCAAUACCCUGGGCCUAUAGCGUCAUCGUUUAUAUAUAGGUAUGUUUAGGUAGGUAUAUGUAUGUAGGACGGCCGCGGAUAGGUAUAAUAUACCAGCUGGUUUAUAUGAUUAUGAAAAAAAAAAAGUCCGGUAAAACAUUAUGUAGUACAAAACAAUAUUAUUACACACGAUUUAUAUUAUAAAGAGGGACCAUUUUCAAAUUUUACGAUUCGAUACUUACAAUAUCGGCCUUAAAAUACCUAUAUAUAUAGGAUACUACAGUAGUGGCGCAAAGUAUUUUACCUUGAAACACCGAUUUAAUUUUCCACCCAACCACCAUUUUUUGUUCCCUAUUACGGCCCAUUCUAGAAUACGAUACUGUUCUUUGGAGCCCGUUCACCGCUUCUGCUCGUAAUAUUAUUGAAAGGGUCCAAAGAAAAUUUCUCUGUCACGCUGCCAGGAAACUAUGCAUACUCUGUCCACCUCAUGAUUAUACACAUCACUUGUUCAACGCCUUUUAUCCCUAAAAAAUCUUGCCGAUCGUUGACAUUCAGCUAACUUAUCAUUCUUAUCUAACCUAUUUCCUCCAAAAUUGAUAACCCAGACUCCCUGACUCUCUUCCUCGUAUCUUUUUUAAGAUCCCAUCUCGUUGUACACGGCCUUCUGUUCUUUUUCAUAUCCCAUUCUCUUCAUCUAACUACUAUCUCAACUCUCCAAUCACUCAAUUCACAAAUCUUUAAAUUUAUUAUUCAAUUUUCAAAUAUUGUAUAGGUAUUUCUGUUUUAAAAUAUAUAUUAUGUAUCGUAAUAAUAUUGUGUAGGUAAUCCAGUUAGGUUUCAUUUUGUAAAAAUAACGGGACAUUACAAUAUACCUAGUAUUGCUUUAUAAUAUUAAUUUUAGUGCUUAAUUAAUUAAUUAAUUUAUUAACAGGUUAUCAAUUAAUUUUUAUCUAAACUAUAUUACGUAUUUAUUUUGUAUUUUAGUUAUGACUAAUUCAAAUGAACAUAAUUUAUUUUUAAUUCAUUUUUACACAAAUAAUCAAAUUUAUAAUAGUUUAAUAAAAUCGUAACUUUUUAACUACAGAAUAAUUAUACACAAAAUUUGGAAAUUUCCACGAGUUUUGUCAAAAUUUGAACUUUAAAUGCUUAUUUAACAAAAACGUGUGUUUAUAUGUUAUUUUACACCCUUAUGUUGUUCAGUAUGUUGAUGUACGAUAAUUUGGCGCACGUAAACAGACGAUGCGCAAAUGAUUUACGGCCAUUUUAUAUAUAUAAUUUUGACAGUAUAGCUGCUCUGGGGAUUUUUUUUUUCCGCGAUUCGGUUUGUCCCGCUUAGUUUUGUAACAUCAUUUUCUACAUUACUUUUCUAUUGUUAUACGAUAUAUUUAAACUAUCAUAAUUCAUGUAUUUCUCAUGUUAUUCCUGGGCCCGGUAUGGCGGUAUGUAUUAUAUUAUUAAAAAUAAAAAUAAAUCAUAAUAUUAAAUUUACUCGUAAUUAUUAUUUAUAUAUAUGUACAUUAUAGAUAUCGAUCCGAUGGUGUUGGCCAGCCACAGUUUCCUGACGGUAGUGCCCGGCCUGUGGAAGCUGUCAACGGACCUGGCGCCGAAAAUACUUUCCAAACCGGAAGUGCAGCGGUUCAUCCGGUCCGACGGUUACCGAUUCGAUCUGGUCAUGGUGUUCCCGUUCUGCCAAGAGUAUUCGGUGGCGCUCGGGCAUAAGUACGGCGCGCCGGUCGUCAAUCUGGGCGUUUCGAUGCUGUGGCCGUCCAACAGCAAAUGGAUCGGCGAACCGUCCACGUUUUCGUACAUACUCGACCAGCGGGUCGGCGCCACGGACCGGAUGUCGUUCGCGGAACGGUUCAGGAACACCGUCAUCGGCGCCACCCAGCUGUUCCUAGAGGACUAUUACUAUUUGCCGUUACAGAAACGCAACAUGGACGCGUAUUUCCGGUACGCCGGCCACGAGUCCAGGCCGCCCAUCGAAGACAUGCUGCGCAACGUGUCGGUCACCCUGUUGAACGCGCACUACAGCAUCGGCGCGCCCCGACCCUAUUUGCCCGGAUCGGUCGAAAUCGCCGGACUCCACGUGAAAGAACCGCGGCCGUUGACCGGUGUGAGUAUGACCAUUGAUUGCAAUCAAUGGUAUGACGUAUAAAGAAUAUUAUAAUGUAUAAAUAAUGAACAUUUUAUUGCGAUAGGUUAUAUGUAUAUAUAUAUAUAUAUAUAUAUAUUCGUACCACUGAUUUUGUAUAUUAAUAGUAUACAAUAGUAUACAAUCAAUGUAUAUACUUGCGUAUAAUUUUAUAGGGUUCUAUACAAUUGCGUGAAACUUAAGUAGGAUAAAAGGUUCCGCCGCCACCGAAAUCCCACCGGCCACCGCAACCACCGCCUCCGAAAACAGUGCUAUAUACUUAUAAUGAUUAUAUCAUUAUAGAUUGCUCUCAAUUGAGAGGGUUCUUACAAGCGCACGAAAUUUCCUAACCACUCACGACCGCUGUACCUAUUGUAAUAACACGUUAGCAUAUUUUAGCACAUUUUCUAAAAGUAAAUCUGACUGGGGAGGUACUAUGGAGAGAUCAUUUUUUGAUAUUUAAAGUUUUCCCAAUAAAUGUAAAAACUGAAAUAAAAACGGAGAAAAACCGGGAAAAUAAGUAAAAUAUUUAACAAAUAUUAUUAAAGAAAAUAUAUAAUGCCUAUUUAAUUAUUUUACCACAAUAUGACAUAUUGUUGACAAAGCAACACUGUCAACUGAACUCUACUCAGAAUCGUUUUUCAAUAGCAAUGGUUUAUCGUUGCUUAUAGUUAUACAUUAAAAUUCUCUUCUACUACCUUCCCAACUUUUCACCUACAACAGAAGCUGCACCCAUGUGCGAAGUUGCCUAGCUAUCUUUCGUUUCAUUUUCUACUAUGAUCCACCGAGGAGAAACUUCGUCGUACUUAGAGAAAAUAAAAGGAACGAUUUUCGUGCUUUGCUUAAUAAAGUAGAUAUCACCACAAAAUUUAAAUUAUCAAAUAGUAUUUUGGAUGUGAUUAAGAGAAAAUGUAUUUCGAUGCGAUGCUCGAUGCUUCAUGAUUUAUUUAUUAUGUCAUCAGACAUUUCUAAACAUUGUAAUCCGGCAGUUAAAAAAAAUGUUUAAACCAGAAAAGUACUAAUUAUAAUGGACUUUACAAAUGGAAAAAUCAUUGACCGCUUGUCGAAAGAACUUACCUACUCUAGUUUGUUCGCUGUAGAUCAGCUAAUAGAACGAGUACAGGUAAAGUUGAAAGAAGCUCUUAAGGCUUUAAUCUUACAAAUGGACAUUGGCAAUACCAUCUUUAAUGUACAAUGAUCCACACAUGAACCUAUACUGAGAGUCUAAGAUCAUACUUUUAUGAAAUGUCGAAGCAUUGUUAUCGAAAGUCAUAAAUAAAAUAUAAGGCCUUGGGAUAAAGUGUUAUUAAAUAUAAAAUAAUAUUGAGCCCGUGUAAAAACCGGCCGGGCGCAGAUAGACCACAUCUUAUAGCGGCCGGUAGAUCGUAUAUUACAUGACAGCCCUGUAAACAUCUACUCAUAGGCACCGAACGGUCCUGAUCGAGCACGUUUAGCUGUUUACAAACUAUAAAAAUAUAUACAAAAUUAUUCGGGUAUUAUUGUGUAAAACACAGUGCUAAACCAGAGAAACAGCUUAUAUUUAGAAAAAAAAAUUUAUUUUCAAACAUUUCAUAAACUUAUAACGCUGUAUACAAAAUUGGCCAAACUAUUGGCUGUCUUCCGGUGGAAAAAAAAUGACUUGGACCGUCGUUCACCAUAGUAUUAGGUACACGCUACACCGAUGAUUUUCCAUGUUUUCACAGAAAUAUUUGGAUUUCGUCGAGUCGGCCGCCGACGGAGUGAUAUAUUUCAGUUUCGGCACAAUUGUGGACCCGUCCAGGCUACCGAAUUCGACCAUCCAAAUUUUCAUAAACGUUUUGAAGAGACUGAAACAGAAAGUCAUGUGGAAAUGGGAUUCGGUAGACUUGCCGCCGUUGCCCGAUCACAUAAUGGUCAGCCCUUGGUUCCCUCAGCCCGACGUUUUGGGUAGGUACCUAUAUAUUAUAUAUGUAUUAUGAUAUACCAAAAAAAAAAAAAAAACCCGUAAAUGAUUUCGAAAAAUGUACAACGAUUUUUAUGUCACAGGUCACCCGAACGUCCGUCUUUUCAUCACGCACGGGGGGGUGCACAGUCUCGAAGAAGCCACUUACAACGCGUUGCCGAUCGUGGGCGUUCCGUUUUUUGGCGACCAAUACACGAACAUGCGACUGGCCGAACGUAACGGAAUCGGGAAAAUGGUGAGCCACGACGGACUGAACGAAGAGACGAUGUUGUCCGCCAUCGAAGAGGUUCUCACUGACCCUAAGUACGUGAAAUUAACGAGGUUGCCCGAGUGCGUUCCGAAAUGAUUCUUUUCUAAUGUCCCGAGUGCGUCUGGAAUAUAAUGGGCAGCAUAGACAAAACUAAGGGGGUGCUGGGGGUCUUUAGUAUCCCAAGUUUAAAGUUAGCACAAACAAACGAAUUAUCAAUAAAUAUUUUAUCUUAAACCAACGAUAAAGAAAAACGAGUCAGAAAAAAUAAUUCCCGGAUGAUACUAUUGAAAAUAAUUCAAAUAUUUAGAAAAUAUAAAAGACAGACAUAUUUCGCCACAUGGUUGGAUCACUGUUGUAAGUGAGAAGUUAGGAAGGUAGAGGGGAUAUUUAAUGUAUAUCUGUACGCAACGAUUAGUUAACGAAAAACGAUUCUGAGUGAAGUUUAGUUAUUAGUGUUGUUUUGUCAACAAUAUAAUAUACAUGUCACAUUAUGGUAAAAUAACCACAUAUACAUUAUAUAUUUUCUUUAAUAAUAUGUGUUUAAUAUUGUUUCCAUUUCCCCGUAUUUUUCCUGUUUUCACCAUGUUUUCUCAUUUAUUGGGAAAACUGAAAAAAUAAAAAAAGAUUACUUCCUUAAAGUACUACCCUAAUUAGAUUUGCUUUCAGACGAAUUGCUAAAUCUGUAAAUUAGAGUAAAAUUGCUAAUAGAAAAGUUAUCUGCAGGAAAAAAAAUGUAACCAUUAUUGUUAAACUAAUACAUUCCUCGCUCCACUCAGAAUAAAAGAUGUAGUUGACUAUUGUAAGAGCCGUGUAAAAAGGAUUGUGAGCAUAACACAUCUUUGAUGUGUCCAUAAUUUUAGCACCCCCAAAUUUGGUGGUCUAGUUGCGCCUAUGAUGAUGGGAUUAUCCGAUUGCAUCCCAAUAAAAAAUAUUAUUUUUUAACGUGGCCCGAAUGCGUCCUAGUUCAUUUAGAGGGUGCACCACGAGGAGUUGAACUAACUUAAACCCCAAAAAUAUUAGGUUAUUUUAUUAUCUAUUAUUGAUUACAUCCAUUUAGAUUGGUGGAGUGUUAUAAAAUAGAUACAGAAUAUUACAUAGUCUUUAGAGAACAUAUAUUAUAUAACGUAUUUGAAUUUGUUGGCACAUGAAAACAUAACAAUUUUUACAUUUUUUUGGAAAUUUGAAAACAACGGAACUACACUCGUUUACUAAAUAUAUCUUUGAAUUACAAAUUAUUUUUCAGGACCCUUCAAAAAGUGUUUAAAUUUUAAUUCGCCUCUGAUCUAUACUAUAUUAUACAUCCCUCUGACUGCUUCAUUCUUCUAGGUGAAUUUUGACCAAAGGCAGUAAUUAUACAAUUUUUAUUUGCGUCUUUUUUUAUUUAUAUUAACCAUGGCUAUUACACGUUUCUCCGUGCCGUUUCUCAUCGUCUAAAUAUUCCCUGCCCCAUACCCCACGACUACUCUCCUAUUCUAUAUAAGCUGGGCCUCCCAAGCUUAGUAGACCGUAGACAGAUAAAUAACAUUUUUUUCCUUUCAAAUCUCCUUAUUGGCAAAAUAGAUUCACCUGUUCUUCUAUCCCUCGUCAAUUUUAAAGUCCCACCUCAUCGCACCCCAUGCUCCAUUUCAUAUUCCCCGCUUUUCUACUAGUUUCAUUCAAAACUCUUCCCUAAACUUUCUAAUGAGAACCAAAUAAUGACCCAUCCUUUCAAUUAUAAAACAUAAAACACAAAAAGGAAAAUGCUAAGCAAUGUAGAAAUAGUAAUAGUCAUAGGAAACAAUAGUACCUACCUAAUAGAGUUAAAUAUUAAGUGAUCGCUAGAAAUCCAUAGGUCUAUUAUAAGUGAAAUAUAUGUUUGAUAUAAAAACACACAAUGUAAACUGGGCUUGUCCGGUAUUUUACAAUAAAUAAAUAAAUAAUAUUUAAUAGCCAAUAGGUAUAUAGACAUGUGGUCCAGUACCACAACGGUAUUAUAACGGCGUACCUGAUUAUAAAUGAUUUAUUAGAUUAUUUAUUUACAUUCCCCGUAAUAAUUGACCGCAGGUACAAAGAAAAUUCGAAGUUACGAAGCGAAAUAUUCAAAGACUACCACAUGAAACCGAUGGAUCGGGCCAUCUACUGGGUGGAAUAUGUUCUCCGUCACAACGGCGCCGGUCAUCUAAAAAGUGACGGUUCCACGCUCAGUUUCGGCAGUUAUUUUCCGAUAGACGUUUGUUUCGUCUUGAUCGUCGCGAUCGUCUCAUGUGUGUUACUAAUCGCGAAAAUGGCCAAAUACAUUAUCGGUAAAGUCACCGGUAACAACAGAAUCGAUACCGCCAAGAAGAAAAAAUGAAAUCGUAUAACAAUAAGUUAUACCUACCGGAUAGAUCCUACUCUAUAUGUAUUAAGUAAUUGGAUAUUCGUUUAUGAUUAGUAUUUGUAUUACUUUUGCAUUUUAUAAAUUUAAAAAAAAAUGCAUACGACAGGAGAUGGGCGUUGACGAGUAUAAAAAGUUACCAAAUUUAAUUUUAACUUUUACCUAUUAAUCUUUGGUUUAUAAUUUUGAACUAAUUUCUUUUACAAAUACAACUGAUAAUAAAUAACGAAUUAAAUUUGAAUUAUAUCACGUUAAUCUGAUUUCAAUAUAUCUUAUAUAAAUCUUAUGUAUUUUCAAUAUAUUAUAUAUUAUGUAUUUAAAAUAUAUUAUGACCAGCUCGAAAUGUGAUAGAACCUCUUUAGAAAACCAAAUAAUGUAGUAAUAAAAAUAUUUGAUUAAUAACUGGCUUAAAAAAGAAAUUUUACACAGCUGGCUGACACGUAGAAAAAUAAUUAUAUUAUUUACAAUCUGUAUACUAUUUAAAUAGGUUAUAAGUACCUACUUAUAUACAAUGUCAUGAAAACACUCGUUUUUAUUAGAUGCUGAAAUAUUGUUUUUUUUUUAGUUUCCUAAAG
This is a messenger RNA of Cinara cedri, 9636 nucleotides long. NCBI's taxonomy places the organism in Eukaryota, Metazoa, Arthropoda, Insecta, Hemiptera, Aphididae. The record is from the annotation of a GenBank genome assembly.